Haemonchus placei is the source of this 1209-nucleotide messenger RNA. The record is from the annotation of a GenBank genome assembly. NCBI's taxonomy places the organism in Eukaryota, Metazoa, Nematoda, Chromadorea, Rhabditida, Trichostrongylidae.
AUGAAGGGCACUGAAGCGUGCAGUCGCGCCGCGUCUCUUGCAUUUGGUAUAACCCAGCAGAGGGAAAACUUGAUGAACGACAACAUAGAAGUGAGCAUAACGCAUACGACCACAAUCGACUGGUUAGAGUUGAGCGAAACAGCUACAAAACUGUUGUUCCGUGACAAGCGCUCACGACUAUUCCUACUCGAUGGCUCCCGUCAGUCAUCGUUGCUCAAUUUCUGUACUUAUGUCCAAUGGGUGCCCGGAAGCGAUACUAUCGUGGCACAGUCUGGUAACUCGCUUCACGUAUGGUACAACCCCGCAUUACCCGAUCAAGUAACCACGAUUACCAUCAAAGGUGAAAUAGAAAGUGUUCUCCGAGAUGCGGAACGUACGGAAGUUAUCGUCCAGGAAGACAACGCCAAAGUCGCGUACGAGCUUGACAACGUCCAAAUUGAUUUCGGGUCAGCGUUGGAAUCAGGAGAUCUGAACAGAGCCUCUGCAUUUCUGGAUCACUACAAAGUCGAUGAUGCCUACUCGAUGUGGAACAAAGUAGCGCAAAUGGCCUCGGAACAGAAAAACUUCUUCGUCGCUCAGCGAUGUUUUGCAGCUCUCAAUGAAUACCCUCGAGCCCGAGCUGCUUUCAGAAAUGCAGAAAUGGCAGAAGUUACGGCUAAAGAGAUUGGUGGCGACGGCACGCAACAUUGGAAAAUUCGGGCCAAUGCUGCGCAAUUGAUGCGGAAUUUCAAGGAAGCCGAGAAUAUCUAUCUAAAAAAUAACGCCAUCGAAGAAGCGAUUGAGAUGUAUCAACUGCUACAAAAAUGGGAUGAAGCGUUGAGCAUUGCUAAGGCUGUGAACUACCCUGGCUUCGAACAACUCAAAGCGAAUUACUACAGAACGUUGUUUGAUACAGGGCGAGAUGCAAAAGCAGCAGAGCGAGCCGAACGCCUAUAUCUGGAGGCAAAUCUGCAGAAAGAAGCCAUAGCAAUGUAUAUCAAAAACAACAGAUGGGCAGACGCCUACAGGCGAGCCGAACGCCUAUAUCUGGAGGCAAAUCUACAGAAGGAAGCUAUAGCAAUGUAUAUCAAAAACAACAGAUGGGCGGACGCCUAUAGGUUAUCAGAAGAAUUUCUGGGCAAGGAAGAAACUACUGCUCUGUAUGAGGCCAAAGCAGAGGAGCUCGAAGAGCAGGGUAGAUAUGCUGAUGCUGAACAGGUAUGUUUUUGA